This is a messenger RNA of Microthlaspi erraticum, 450 nucleotides long. NCBI's taxonomy places the organism in Eukaryota, Viridiplantae, Streptophyta, Magnoliopsida, Brassicales, Brassicaceae. The record is from the annotation of a GenBank genome assembly.
AUGGAUUUCAUCAAAACCGGUUCCCUGCGUGCUCGGAUUGAAUUAACUUUCCAACGCAAGUGGAACGGCCUCAUUUGGAUAAGUAGAAAAGGAGUUAUAGCCGAAAUAGUGAAGACUGUCCAGGCGGCUCUAUCGAAGAACCGCGGCCAGGCCGUGCAGAGCGGCCGGCCGAGGAACGAACGUUCCGCGGUCGGCCAAAAUCAAAUCCGUCCAUCUAACGUCUUGGCCAAAGUUCAAUCCAUCCGGCCGACUGCACAUCACGACCCGGGAAGCAAUGACCCGCGGUCGGCCACGCCACGAACCAUUCACGAAGUGCCGCGCACGACCAUGCCGCGCGAGCCAGGAAGCAACGCCUUGCGGCCGCGCGACCUUACUCACGUACCACGGCCGAUGGCGCCGUCCGAGCCAGGAAGCCACAUCCCGCGUCCGGCCGAGAAAGCAUCGAUCUAG